Messenger RNA from Cercospora beticola, 1800 nucleotides. RefSeq lists its product as uncharacterized. The record is from RefSeq and is a predicted model, not a curated record. NCBI's taxonomy places the organism in Eukaryota, Fungi, Ascomycota, Dothideomycetes, Mycosphaerellales, Mycosphaerellaceae.
UGAGUGUCGGUAGAUAGCCGUGUGAGCUCUAAGCUGGAAAUUCUCAAGGCGACGCUUCUCACGACUUACAAACACACUUUGACACAAUCCACUGCACCACAUGGCGCCUUCGACCACCAAGAAGCCUGAUCUGCUUGAUACAGCCACCGUUCUGCGGGCCAUCCAUAACGAUCCAGUUGAGAAUCGAGAUGAUCGCAACUCUCAGAUGGACCUGCUCCGAGGACUGGUAAAGGAGAAGCAACCGCAUCUGCAAGGAGAUGAGCUUGAAGAGGCCACAGAUCGGCUUCGGAAGAGGCUCAUGACUAACUACAAAGGAAACGCCAAAUGCACUGUGCCGCCAGCGAGAUGGGGCAAACCGAGGUACUGGACACCGCCGCCCUUCAGUCAGCUAUUUUGCGGUGGCUUCAACGUAUUUCCGGAAACGUACCUGGCAAGACUAGGAAUUGAUUGGAAACCUGCAGAUGACGAAGUCAAAUCCGAUGAGGAACAUAAAGAAGACAAUGGAGAAGAAAUCGGGACUGCCAUGGCGGAAGAUCAAUCCCAGCCCAAUGCCUCCAGCUCCAAACACGUCGAUGAACCAUCAUCUACUCAAGGCUCAACUAUCCAUGUUGGCUCGUCCCAGAAGCGCAAGGUAGACGAAGUUCAGUCGGACGCGGUAGCUCAACUGAGCGACGCACCACGCACGAAGCGUUUGCAGCUACAGGUGACACCUACAUCUGGUGACACUGCAGUCUUGCGCACACAGUCGGAUCCUCCGUUGCUGAGAAACUCCAACAGUACGCAAAACAGAAGACAGCCUGUCAAGAGCCAAGAACCAGCAGCGAUAAGACCAGAUACACAAGCAGCCGGAUGUAAUGCGACAUCCCGCACAGUCAAAAUCACAAUUGGUCAGCGGCAUGGUCCGGCAGGUCGCUCAGAAAAGGAGAGCAGGUCCAUAGAGCAGGAUGCAGUCCAGCGAACAACCCUGCAGCAGCCUAUUGCCAUUCCCGUCGAGAAUGUCAUUGUACCGCAUAAAGACUGGGUAAAAGAUCAAAUGACGAUUAUCGAGGAUAGCAUAUGGGAAGCCGCACUCGCGUAUUCUCAGGCAAAAGGCAAGGACGCUAAGGCAGUGCCGAAGUUUGUUCGCACGCCGGAACCAGAGCUCGAAUUGUUGUACGAGCACGUCUUCGGAACCAAUUGGCAGGUCCGAAUCGGCGACAUAGAAGAUCUUGGCCCACACCUCAAGCAGAUCUAUGUGACCAUGGCACUGUUUGGCGCCGCCAUCCAUACGGCAGUAUUGGCGUCAGAUUCGUCGUGGGACUGUCGCGCGCAACUGGAUGCUGAUCUUGGUGCAUACCGGCGAUAUUUCGAAGCUACUCUGAAGAACCGACUCGCGAAUCCCGAGCGCUUCUUGAAUGAUGUUGCGUGUGUGCAGGCCUCUGAUCGAGAUUACCAGACGAUUGUAGUUGCCAAACAGGCUCGCAUACUCGCCGGCUCUGCUGCGAUGACUAUUCAACCUCAUUUUCGGCAACUGACCCUCCGCACCGCCAUCACUGAGGAAUUCGAAUUCCAGCAUUGGAUCCUGCAUCUCGAAGAAGCAUUCAGUGCCGCGAUCACGCUCAAGCAGAUCAUCACGUCUUCGCAUUUAGGUCCAUUCGAGAUCAGAUGGCCGCGGUCCGGCGAGCCUGUCGAUCCGGGCGCUCAUAGGCUCAGAUACAAGCCUGCUAAUGGAUCGGCGGAAGGUUUUACUACGACAGUAAUGCAUGGUAUGUAACAUCAUUGUCGCAAGGGCAACAUGGCUAAGUAGCAAAGCCUCGUCGG